Paramuricea clavata is the source of this 1860-nucleotide messenger RNA. The record is from the annotation of a GenBank genome assembly. NCBI's taxonomy places the organism in Eukaryota, Metazoa, Cnidaria, Anthozoa, Malacalcyonacea, Plexauridae.
GGCCAAUCCUGUUCAACCAGCCAGGUGUUAAAAACAGCAAAACAAAUUUUAAAAUAUCUUGUUUUUUCAUAAUUAUUACUCACUUUCAUCAUUUGUUCUUUACUGGGAGUGAGAAGUUUCAUCAACGCCCAGCCUGAGAAUACUACACCUCCAACAACGGCGCUAUUUACAACUGCCCUCAGUAUUCUGGCAGCCGCCAUCUUUGAUCGCCCUGCACCCCCCGGGAUAUUAAUUUACUGAGUGUAAUAUCAGGGGGUCCCAGACUCAUUAUAUCACUUAUAACCACAACGUCCUGUUGUCCUGUCUCCAAAGCACAGAGUCCAAAGCUUGAAAGUUGUGAAAAUUUUGAUUUAAGAAAUGGCACUUAGCGAAGCGGAGUUAAAAUCAAGCAUACAUGAACCAGAUGUUUCAACAAAAGACUUUAUUAUGCAACAAACAAUGUUGAGAAUCAAAGAUCCAAAAAUUUCUCUUGACUUUUACACUCGUGUGCUUGGAAUGAGGUAGAAAUCAGUUUGCUUUAGCAUUUUGAAUGAUUUUUAACUUUACAUGUAUGAGUAUUGUACUAGUGGGUAGAAAUCUGCAAAAUUUUAAGUCGUUCAUAAAUUUCUGAAAAUCUGCAUUAUCCACCCCCCCCCCCCCCAACCUACCCUAAGAAAUGUGAUACCCCUCCCUACCUCUGCUAUCGUGCACUCCCUUACCCCAAGAAAUGUUAUAUCCCAGUGUUUAUUUUCUUCAGGCUUCUAGGAAAGUAUGAUUUCCCUGGAAUGGAGUUUUCCUUGUACUUUGUUGGAUACGAGAAAGCUGAAGACAUCCCUGACGAGAAAGAUGCAAGAACGAAAUGGUGUUUUUCCAGAAGAGGGACUAUUGAACUCACCCAGUAUGUAUGAAACAUGCAUUAAUUAAGGCCUAUACUGGGUAGAAUAUGGGAGAUUUUCUGGUUGUCCCACAGUGUUAACCCAGUGAGUGCCGGCACUUUUCCUUGACGCUAAUAAAAUUGUCUGAUGCAGGCUUAAAAUAUGAGCUUUCUGGACCCCUUUAAGAAACCACACAACCCCUGAUAUGCACAUCUGUCUCUGCACCUAUUGUUCACUUACUCAUUGUGUCAAACCAACAAACCUUGAUGUGCGUGUAGUUGACACAAUCAAAGUAGUGAUUAUUUUGUAUGUUUUGCAGCAAUUGGGGAACAGAAAAUGAUGCAAACUUCAACUACCACAAUGGCAACAGUGAGCCAAAAGGAUUUGGUCAGUUCUGUUACAAUGUAUAUACAUUAGACUAAUAUUAGUGUCAGAAAACAUAUGGUAUGACAUUGCCUUAGAUACGAACCCAACAUACCGUUUCUUUCUAGGCCACAUUGGCAUAGAAGUACCUGAUGUUGACAAAGCUUGUGAAAGAUUUGAAAAGCUUGGAGUCAAGUUUGUGAAGAAACCAAAUGAUGGUACGAGUUUUUUCUUCAUUGUACAAAUGCAUGUCGAAACCUUGCUAAUUUUGGUGAAAUUGUAAUCAAACAACUACAUUCUCACAUCUCAUGCCCUCACAGACGUAAAAGUUGCAUGUGUUGGCCACACCCUGCCUUUUAUUGCAUGCUAACAAAAAAUCUAUUGUACAAUUGUUUCCAGGAAAAAUGAAAGGUUUGGCUUUUAUUCAAGAUCCGGAUGGCUACUGGAUUGAAGUAUUAAAUUCUGACAAUCUCAUUAAGAUUACUAAAUGAAGAUAAUUAAAAUAUGAAGGUAUUGAUUAGAAAUUCUGAAAUGUACAAGGUAGGACAAAUAAAUUUUAUUAUCUGAACCAGCUGUUUUAAUGAAAGCAGCAAAAUCAAAGUUCAUUGUGAUCUACUGGGCUCUGAUUGUUACAUACUUUAGA